AUGGCGAAAGAGGCUCUUAAGGUCGUAGUGAGACUCUUGCCGCCCGAAAUCACGGAAGAGGAGCUCCUUGCCACUGUGCCUGAAGCACACCUGAAGCGAACCACCUGGCGAAACUUCCAGGUUGGGAAGCGCUAUCGAGGUGAAGCAAAACCAUCGGUCAAUGCUCGUUGCUAUUUCCUUUUCGACCAAGAGGACAGUGCUGAGAAAUUUAUCAAGGAGUAUCAUGGACAUCAAUUUGUUGAUGGACAGGGGGAGCAUUUUCGGGCCGUUGCUUGUUUUGCUCCCUAUGCCAAAGUUCCGCGCCAGAAGGUGACCAAGGAUGCCAGAGAUGGAACUGUUUUUGAAGACGCCACCUACAAGCAGUUUUUGGAAAGAUUGGCGGCGCCUAAGACCUUUGAGGCUCCGCCAGACCCGGUUGCUGAGCUGCAACCUUCGAGCAAAAAGGAUACUCCUUUGUUGAACUACAUGAAGACAAGGGCAGCUGAGAGAAGAGCUCGUCAAGAGAAACGUGAACGGGAGCGAAAGAGAUGGCAUGAUCGGCUCGGCCGCAUAGAGGAAAAGCCCCGAUGGCGCUGCGCGGAGUGUGGAACAGUGAAGCGCUUGGAAGAAGAUCCAGAUGCAAGAGGUACGUUUUACUGCACAUACUGCUGGGAGAUCUGGGAAGCCCAGGAGUACAAGCAAAAGAAAAAGAAAAAAGCGAAGAAGUCAGAGGCAGCUGAGGAGUACCCGGAGGAAGAAGAGGAGGAUUGGUAUGAGGAGCCAAGCAGCAAGAAGAAGAAAAAGAAGAAGAAGGCAGCUUACGAAGAAGAAUGGCACGAAAACAGCAGUAGCUGGUACAGUUCUGACCAUGGAGAUGACUGGGCAUGGUAUGACGCGGAAGCUUCGGAGGAACCCAAGAAAAAGAAGAAAAAGAAGAAAUCCAAGGACGUUGAGGAUGAGUAUGGUGCUUGCCACUGGCACGAAGAGGAAUAUUGGGGAUCCGGUGAGCCGGAGGGCAAAACCAAGUCCAAGAGGUCCAAGGCCAAGGACGCGGAAGAGUGGUGGGAGGAGUCCAAGCCCAAGGAAUCGUCGUCCAAGCGAAGGUCUCACGGCACUUGGCGAGAGAAGGAGGACCACAAGGAGCCUGAGAAGCCUCGGCGCAGGCGAGAGAAGGAUGAUGGCACUCAGUGGGUUCCCAAGCGGAAGACGUGA
Symbiodinium natans is the source of this 1191-nucleotide messenger RNA. NCBI's taxonomy places the organism in Eukaryota, Dinophyceae, Suessiales, Symbiodiniaceae. The record is from the annotation of a GenBank genome assembly.